UACUGUUUUCAAAUCUUUGUGUACUCCAGCUAUCACAGGAUGUGUGUUUUGCCUCUCAUGUUUUAUUGAAAAUACAUUUUUUUUUUUCUUAUUCUACAAUCUGCAGUGUUUCCUGUGGCUGACUGUGUUUCACAGUUGGUUUCUGGACUCUGCAUUUCUCUCAGUCAUAUUUUUAUCCAUACUUAAAAAACAAUGGGUAAUCUGAGUUUUAAGGAAGUUAUAUAAUUUGUAACUUAGAUGUUUCUUAGUUACAAAUUAUGUAACUUCUGUAACAUGAGAAAAUAGAAUCAAGAUCUUUGCACUGAAUUUUGAGAUUCCCAGAUUCAUUAAAAAAUAAAUAUUUCCUAAAUGCUUAUAAUAUAUCCUUGAUGUAGUAAGUAAAAAUAAAUAUCAGCUAUUAAUUAUGAAUAAGAAUAAAAACAUCAUUGUUUCUGUUGAGUCUGUGAUGAGAUAUGGGGCAUAGUAGGUGAUCAAUAAAAAUGUUUUAUUGAUGAAGUAGUCAAAGAAUAACACCACAUAAGCAAAAAAGCUAUUCCCCGGCACUCGAAUAUUUCCUUGUUUGAUCGUAAAAUGUAUUACAGAAUUAAAUGUGGAGGUUGGGGGAAGGUGAAGACAAUAAUCUUACCUAUAUUUUAUCUUCCCUUUUUCUUACUCUAUGAAAACACACAAAUUUUAAGCUAUUUAAUGAUCAUAUGAGACUGGUCAUGCUAAUGUUGAACCAAACAGACUUGACCCCAGCCUUAUUCAUUCUGAAUGGAGUCCCAGGACUAGAAGACAUGCACAUCUGGAUUUCCUUCCCAUUCUGCUCUAUGUAUGUUGUAGCUAUGGUAGGCAAUUGUGGACUCCUGUAUCUCAUUUGCUGUGAAGACUCCCUGCACAGGCCUAUGUAUUACUUCUUGGCAAUGCUUUCUUUAACUGACCUUGUCAUUUGCUCCAGUACAAUCCCUAAGGCCCUCAGCAUUUUUUGGUUUCAUCUCAAGGAAAUUGGCUUUGAUGAAUGCCUGGUCCAGAUGUUCUUCACCCACACCUUCACAGGGAUGGAAUCUGGGGUGCUCAUGCUUAUGGCCCUGGACCGCUAUGUGGCUAUCUGCUACCCUCUGCGCUACUCAACAAUCCUCACCAAUUCUGUCAUUGCAAAGGUUGGGUUGACCACUUUUCUGAGAGGUGUGAUACUCAUCAUUCCCUUCACUUUUCUCACCAAGCGCCUACCCUAUUGCAAAGGCAACAUCAUUCCCCAUACCUACUGUGACCACAUGUCUGUGGCCAAGUUAUCCUGUGGAAAUGUCAAGGUCAAUGCCAUCUAUGGCCUGAUAGUGGCCCUCCUGAUUGGGGGUUUUGACAUCUUGUGCAUCACAAUCUCCUAUACCAUGAUCCUUCGGGCAGUGGUCAGCCUCUCUUCAGCAGAUGCUCAACAGAAGGCCUUUAGCACCUGCACUGCCCACAUCUUUGCCAUUGUUUUCUCCUACAGUCCAGCUUUCUUCUCUUUCUUUUCCCAUCGUUUUGGGGGCCACAUAAUCCCUCCAUCUUGCCACAUCAUUGUGGCCAAUAUUUAUCUGCUCCUGCCUCCUACUAUGAACCCUAUUGUCUAUGGGGUGAAAACCAAGCAGAUACGAGACUGUGUCCUAAGGAUUCUUUCAGGUUCUAAGGACACAAAACCCCAGAGCAUAUGA
Messenger RNA from Loxodonta africana (African savanna elephant), 1670 nucleotides. Its product is annotated as olfactory receptor 52N4-like. NCBI's taxonomy places the organism in Eukaryota, Metazoa, Chordata, Mammalia, Proboscidea, Elephantidae. Gene Ontology annotation, molecular function: olfactory receptor activity; G protein-coupled receptor activity. The record is from RefSeq and is a predicted model, not a curated record. Bases 693 to 1670 code for a protein of 325 amino acids. Gene Ontology annotation, biological process: G protein-coupled receptor signaling pathway. Gene Ontology annotation, cellular component: plasma membrane. The transcript has a single exon.